Molecule: messenger RNA, 2864 nt
Organism: Elgaria multicarinata webbii
Lineage: Eukaryota; Metazoa; Chordata; Lepidosauria; Squamata; Anguidae
Gene: RDH10
Product: retinol dehydrogenase 10
Exons: 6
Coding region: 727-1755 (342 amino acids)
Cellular component (GO): lipid droplet
Molecular function (GO): oxidoreductase activity, acting on the CH-OH group of donors, NAD or NADP as acceptor
Source: RefSeq, a predicted model, not a curated record
UCACUUUCAGGCGAGAGGGGUUGGGCUCUGGCGCGGCCGCAAGGCAAAGCGGACAGGUAGGCUUGGAAAGGGAGGCGCGUAAUAGCAACAGCCACGGCAGUUCAGCCUUUUCUCCGUUUCCCCCUUGAGCAGUGAGAGUGGCGGCAGCAGCAGAACGCCCCUUUGCUAGCGCCAAGUGGUGAGGGCGCGCGGGUGUGGGAGAGGAGAAGGGGCUGUUAGGCGAAGGCACUAGCUGGUAGCAGCAGUCCCCGUGGAAACUUGUUUUCUGGGCUCGUUAAACUUGCCGACCUCCCGGAGCCGCGGUGGGUUUGGCUUCGCCUCUACAGGGUCAGGGUGGGCAUUAGGUAGCAGGACGCUGAGAUUGGCUCCUCCGUUCCGUGCCCAUAGCAAGAAGCCGCCACCGCCGCCGCCGAGGGCUUCUAGGCACCGUGAGAAAGCAAAGCUCUUUGCUUUGAGGCGCCCAGCGAGGUCCGUGCCAGGUGCCCUCAGGCGGACUAAGAGGCUUGGCCAGUGGGUAGGUGGCUCUUGCCUGCCUUUCUCUUGAGAGGAGACGCUGUUUCUGGCUAUGCUCUGGCGCGCUGCUCUUCAUUGAAUUGUUGAGGCGGCGCUUCCAGGAUUCCUGUGCAGGGAACCCAGAAAGUAGCCUGUUAGUACCCGCAGUCGUUAAACUGGGCUUGCGAGUUGGUGGCCGCCGCAUCUGCUUAAGUCGCCCACCUCCCCGCCGCCAUGAACAUCAUUCUGGAAUUCUUCGUCGUCACCUUCAAAGUCCUCUGGGCAUUCGUGGUGGCCGCCGCCAAAUGGCUCAUGCGCCCCAAGGAGAAGAGCGUGGCGGGGCAGGUGUGCCUGAUCACCGGGGCUGGCAGUGGGCUGGGCCGGCUCUUCGCGCUGGAGUUCGCCCGCCGCCGAGCGCGCUUGGUGCUGUGGGACAUCAACACUCAGAGCAACGAAGAGACGGCGGACAUGGUGCGGCACAUCUAUCGGGAGGUCUCCGAGGAAGCCGUGGUCGCUGCUCAGAAAGCAGCUGGGCAUGGUGAAGAAGUACUACCUCACUACAACUUGCAAGUUCACACAUAUACUUGUGACGUGAGCAAAAGAGAGAAUGUAUACACAACUGCUGAGAGAGUCUGCAAGGAGGUUGGUGAAGUCUCGGUCCUGGUUAACAAUGCUGGCGUGGUUUCUGGGCACCAUCUUCUGGAAUGUCCUGAUGAGCUUAUUGAGAGGACCAUGAUGGUUAACUGCCAUGCACAUUUCUGGACCACUAAAGCGUUCCUUCCCAAAAUGCUGGAAUUGAAUCAUGGACACAUUGUUACUGUUGCAAGUUCCCUCGGCCUAUUUAGUACUGCUGGAGUAGAGGACUAUUGUGCCAGUAAAUUUGGAGCUGUGGGUUUUCAUGAAUCUCUGAGCCAUGAACUAAAGGCAGCUGAAAAAGAUGGCAUUAAAACAACGUUGGUCUGUCCUUACCUUGUAGACACAGGAAUGUUCAGAGGCUGCAGAAUUAGAAAAGAAAUUGAGCCAUUCCUUCCACCUUUGAAACCAGAUUAUUGUGUAAAGCAAGCUAUGAGAGCUAUACUUACAGACCAGCCUAUGAUUUGCACACCUCGCCUGAUGUAUAUGGUCACCUUCAUGAAAAGCAUCCUGCCUUUUGAAGCAGUUGUGUGCAUGUACCGGUUUUUGGGAGCAGACAAGUGCAUGUACCCUUUCAUUGCUCAACGAAAACAAGCUACAAAUAACAAUGAAGCAAAAAAUGGAAUUUAACGUUUUUCAAAGGACUUUAUUUGUAGCUGAAUUAUGGUUAAAACUGAAUGACUGAAUUGUGAAGUGCACUUGCAUUUAGCAAAUGCAAUUGUUAACAUUGUACUGUGGCAUUCUCUUGGAUCCUGUACCUGUAUAGUGAACAGAAAAAAAAUCAAUUUUUUUUCAUACUGUAUAUAAAGUUAUUAGAGUUCUUUGAAACUAUGACAGGCAAAACAAAUGUAUAAAAUGUAGUGGUCACCCUUGCCCUUUUGGAAUUUACUAAAUGUACAGUAACAUAUGCUACUCUUUUUUCCUUUUUUUUGUAGAGAUAAACUAUGUAAGGGUUUGUGUUUUUUCUGAGACAGUCAUUCAACUAGAAGAUGCAUUGUGUCUGAACUUCUUAAUUUUCUUGUGAUAUUUUCUGUGUAAUCGUUUUAUACAAAUGUGACAUAACAGGACUGUGUUUGAAGGGUUCUCCAAGCCUAUGUGGAACAGAUAAUUUUUAAUGAAAUUCUCCUGUGUAACAACUGCAUAUAUUUCCUAAUUCACCAGGAAAGUACAUAUCUUUUAUGGAGUUUUCAGAAUGAAGCUAUACAGGACACUUCUUGCUUAUACCCCCCUAGCCCUUUUAAAGCCAACAGUUUUAAAAAGCUGACAUUUGUGUUUGAAUGGCAAAGAUGUAUCUAAAUUAUAACUACAUAGUCUUUCUACAUUAUAUGAUAAAAAUUCUUCCCCCCCCCAUCGCCCUUCAUUACUGUAAGAAUCAAAACUCAAUUUGUUAAGAGAAGAAAAAAUGUAAGUCUUUGUUCUCAUGCCAAGAUAUCUCAGAGAUAAAUUAAUGCUGAAUGCAACUUGAACAUUGUCGCAUGGAAAGGGUGAAAACGUUUUUUUUACACACAGCAAAGGUAUCUGCAUUGUAGAACAGAAAAGAAAAUUCUUACUUUUUGUUGUAAGAACAAUUUUGUGCCUUGAAUUUGGUAAUUUGUAUUAGUAGAAUAUUGUAAUGGUGAACUUCUACCUCUAUAUCUAAAUGUAUACCAUCCACUUGUAAAUUUACUAUAAAAAUGAAUCCUGUGGUGACUUUUUUUAGAAUGUCAUGUUAAAUAGCGACCAACUUUUGUGGUUAUUAA